AUGCUGGCGCUGGAAUCAGGGAUGACCAUGGACGAGGUCAACAAGUGUUCGUUGGCCGCCAGCAAUGCGUGGGCGGACGAGUGCAUGGCAAAGGCCAUCAAGCCCUCGAAGGCCAAUGUACAGGCCGUCGCCAUUCGAGGAUCCGGGCCGGCAGACAAGAUCACAGUAAGCUGGGUUCACAAAGCAUCACAUGGUUCCGGCGCCAUUCUGAUCUUCAGGCACUAG
Molecule: messenger RNA, 225 nt
Organism: Symbiodinium pilosum
Lineage: Eukaryota; Dinophyceae; Suessiales; Symbiodiniaceae
Source: the annotation of a GenBank genome assembly